GCUAUGGUGACGACGCUCUCCCCGUAAACGGUGGCACGUCCGUAAGAGCUGCUACUUCCACAUUUAAUGACGUUUAAAGCUCGGGGAGAUGAUAGGAAACUGACACAGCCACCCCUCUCUUUAACCCAGCGGAGGCGAACCCCUGACAGCAGCAUCCUUGACAUGCCCCACAAGGCGGACUGCGCUUAGCCGGUGUGGCUAGUCUGUUUAUCCACAUUUCCCGAUAUUUUAGAAGAUAUUCGACGGCCGAGUAUUUUUAGCUGUAAGAUAAAGAAGGUCAAGUCGAGAAUUAAGUCUCUGGAUGAAGAUUAACGUUAAAACAAUGAUCCUCUGGCAGCUACCGCCAGGACCAGCGGAGGCUUCAUUUCGGGGUGCUGUCCGCAAUGCAGGUUGCGAGGCCAGUUGUGUGUCCGAACAAAAUCCACCAUGGCGUCAGCAAAUGUAACAAUGGAAAAUCAGUUGCAGAGUGCACAGAAAAACCUGCUCUUCCUCCAGCAGGACCACGCCAACACGCUAAAGGGGCUGCAUGCAGAGAUCCGCAGAUUACAGCAGCAGUGCACAGACCUGACGUAUGAGCUCACUAUCAGAAGCUCCGAUCCCUCAGACAGCAGCGAGGCCCGAUGCAGGGAGCUGCAAAGGAGGUGUGAGGAGCUGGAGGCCCAGUUGAAGAAGAAAGAGGAGGAGAACACAGAGCUUCUCAGGGACCUGGAGCAAAAGAACGCCAUGAUUUCUGUCCUGGAAAACACCAUCAAAGAGAGAGAAAAGAAGUACCUGGAGGAGCUUAAGAUGAAGAGCCAUAAACUGGCUGUUUUGUCUGGGGAGUUAGAGCAGAGAGCCAGUACCAUUGCUUACCUUACCUCACAACUACACGCCACUAAGAAAAAGCUGUUAGCCAGCAGUUCCUCUGAGGCCAGCCCUAACGCCAGUCCUGUCACCUCGUAUAAGCCCACGCCUCCACCGGCCAAGGACAGGCAGCCUGAAACCCCACGUCGCCGCAUGAAGAAGAGCCUCUCCCAGCCUCUACAUCCAGAGUUGACAGAGGUGUAUCGCCUUGGAGCGGACGGUAGACGGAUGGUGCUGCGGGAGACAGUGGAUGCCAUGCCUGACCCAACACCCUUCUUGCAGGCAGGCAGAGAGUCUCCUGAACCACAGGUAGUUCGUGAGCGGCCUGCUGUCAUCCCUCCCAUUGCCCCUGAGCGCUCACAUGCUACUCCACUGGGCGCUACGGCAAGUCCGCGACACAGCCCCGCACGGGACCGUCAGUACAGGGCUCACGUGGGCGUGGCACACCGCAUUCCACAUGGCACUCCUCCCCUGGCUCCGCCACAGGCGGACGUGGAGACUCUGGCAGUGGACCAGGUCAACGAGGAGAAGGUUGUGCGGAAGCGCUCGGGAGCCGACAGGACAGUUUAACACUGCACUGCAAACCUGCACCUUAAAUGCACAUCUACUGUAUACACACCACACUGCAAGAACAAGAAGCAGCCUGAACCACUUUGUAGCCUGCUUUUGACGCAACACUGCAAUAUUAAAAAAGAAACUAUGAAAGUAUAUUAUGAUUUGGUGAUGGUAUUCCAUUAGGACUUUUGUUUUUUUUUCAUAUACAGUAGAAAUGGACUACUAUAAAGCAUGCCAAAUGUUUAUUUACUGUACACCCCAGUGAGUCCUUGUACUAUCACACAUUGACUUUUUGCUUAGGCUUUCACUUCAUUCUGUCUUACAUGGUGCACACAACAAAUUCUUAGCCAAAUAUCUGCAUCAGUGCCUGCUGAACCAGUUUUACCAUACACGAGCUCCAUAAUGUAGUCAUGGAUAAUAGUUAUAUUUACAUAUCUCUGUCUUCUUCAUCUUCUCUGGACAUAU
Molecule: messenger RNA, 1863 nt
Organism: Pundamilia nyererei
Lineage: Eukaryota; Metazoa; Chordata; Actinopteri; Cichliformes; Cichlidae
Gene: ccdc92
Product: coiled-coil domain containing 92
Exons: 6
Coding region: 427-1413 (328 amino acids)
Source: RefSeq, a predicted model, not a curated record